CGCAUCCGUGACCUGAAGUGCUGGUCUACAGCCCCGGCAACGGAGAAAAAGAAAUAUCCCCCGACACAAAACACAUCAGACUGAAAGGUUUUGGUGGGAUCAAAAGCAAUCAUCUGUUGAAUGGACUCUCCGGGUUCGAAUCGGAGAAGCUCCAGGUAUAGAAAGAGAAAGAGCAUGCUCUUGGUUUUUGUUUGCACUGCGAGCGUCUUUUUGAUGGCCACGUCCUGCAGUUUUCUGUCCUUGCAGCGAGCUUUUCUUUUUCUCUUUUUUUUCUUUGCAGUUAUCGCUCUUAUAUUUGGAAGCGUGGCCUUCCGAUCGUCGUUAUACCUACCUGUACAUAUACUUCACCUCAUGCUCUAUAAUUGUUUAUGACCGGGAAGAUGAUACUCGGGGCAACAGCCUCCCUUCUCGAAUGAAAUAUUGUGACAUACUCCACA
This is a messenger RNA of Aspergillus steynii IBT 23096, 437 nucleotides long. RefSeq lists its product as uncharacterized. The coding region runs from base 121 to 372 and encodes 83 amino acids. The record is from RefSeq and is a predicted model, not a curated record. The transcript has a single exon. Lineage: Eukaryota; Fungi; Ascomycota; Eurotiomycetes; Eurotiales; Aspergillaceae.